AUGGAGAUUGAGGACACAGCAACAAAGCGUGCCCGUGAAAGAGGCGGCAGCGGAUGCUCAGCUAGCGACGUGGACCGGCUGAGUGCUCUGCCGGACAGCCUGCUCCACACCAUCAUGUCGUUCCUGAAGGCGCGGCAGGCAGUGCAGACCUGCGUGCUGGCCACGCGCUGGCGGCACCUCUGGCGCUCCAUGCCGUGCCUCGACGUCGACCAUGACGAGUUCUGCAGGACUGGGGCGGCUUCUUCCAAAGACCGUGCCAAGCAGGAGUGGGAGGAUUUCGAGGAUUUCACCAGUAACCUGAUGCAUCGCUGCAACGUGGCUCUGCUGGAGUCCUUGAGCCUGCGUGUUACUCACAGCAGGGCACCUGGUUUUCGUCCCCAUAAACAAGCAAGUGGAUGGCUCCGACGUGCCAUGAAGUACUGCACCCCCGACCUUCCCCGUCAGCACGCUGAUGGACUGAGCUCCAGUUCAUGGCGCCUCAAGAGGCUGCAUCUCUGCAAUGUGGCUCUGGAUGCUCGUUUCGGGAACCAUGUCCGUUCGGCGUUCAGAUCAUUGGAGGAUUUGGAGCUGGAGGACUGCACGUGUGCGUUUCAAGCAAUCACCUCUGGCUCACUGAAGAGCUUGGUUCUGAAGAACUGCUGGUGGAACUAUCUCACUGAGAUCACAUCACCCACACUGAAGCGCUUAGUUGUCGCUGGUGGCUCGAAUAAUGCUCCCUGUGUUGUCGUGGCCCCCGCGAUUGCUCAUCUGUGCCUCGAUGUGCCUCUUUACUUUGCUAGAAGUAUUUCAGUGAAUCGGAUGCCAUCACUGCCAAGGCUUUGA
Miscanthus lutarioriparius is the source of this 822-nucleotide messenger RNA. The record is from the annotation of a GenBank genome assembly. Lineage: Eukaryota; Viridiplantae; Streptophyta; Magnoliopsida; Poales; Poaceae.